Penicillium malachiteum is the source of this 1596-nucleotide messenger RNA. RefSeq names its product putative methionine permease. Gene Ontology annotation, biological process: amino acid transmembrane transport. Gene Ontology annotation, cellular component: membrane. Gene Ontology annotation, molecular function: L-amino acid transmembrane transporter activity. NCBI's taxonomy places the organism in Eukaryota, Fungi, Ascomycota, Eurotiomycetes, Eurotiales, Aspergillaceae. The record is from RefSeq and is a predicted model, not a curated record. Bases 1 to 1596 code for a protein of 531 amino acids. The transcript is spliced from 6 exons.
AUGUCCAAUAGUGAGAGGCAACCACUAUUAGAGGAGAGUCAGCAACAUGUCUUCCACAUAUCCCAAGCGGAUAUACCUGUAUAUCCCGACAGUCUCCCAGGUGAGACUCAUGGCAAAAACCUCAGCUGGUCAUCAGCGUACAUUUUGGUCAUAUCAAGGGUGAUCGGUAGUGGCAUUUUCGCUACCCCGGGUUCGAUUGUUCGAUCGGCGGGGAGUGUGGGGCUCACACUUCUAGUUUGGCUUGUCGGAACCAUUCUAUCUGCAUGUGGAUUAUCAGUAUCCAUGGAGUUUGGCUCCAUGCUACCGCGAUCGGGAGGCGAUAAGGUAUACUUGGAAUACACCUAUCGUCACCCGCGAUUUCUUGCAUCUACACUCGUUGCUUUCCAUGCGGUCGUGCUUGGAUUCACGGCCAGCAACUGCAUUAUUUUCGCAAAGUAUACAUUAUUCGCGUUGAACAUUCAGCCAACCGACUUCCAAUACAAGACUUUGGCAAUAGGCCUCUUGACUGCGGUCACAAUCAUUCAUGGCUUUUUCUUAAAGGCAGGCAUUUUUGUUCAAAAUGCGCUUGGCUGGGUCAAGAUAUUCUUAAUCGGAACUAUGUUUCUAACUGGAAUCUGGGUUCUCUUGCUCCAGUUCUUUGGGGGUGCUAUUGACACCUUUCCUGGAGCUGAGCAUAUGACUUCGUUGUCUUGGGACUCAUUAUGGGAGGGAUCAAACUGGAGCUGGAGUCUGUUAUCCACCGCCAUGUUUAAAGUGAUAUACUCAUAUUCAGGCCUGAGUAAUAUCAACAAUGUCCUGAACGAGGUUCGAGAUCCCAUUAAAACGAUCAGGACAGUUCCAACUGCAGCUUUCUACACAGCUGGAGCUCUCUAUCUUCUCGCAAAUCUCUCAUAUUUACUGGUCCUCCCUUUGAGUGAGAUCAAAGAAAGUGGAGAGUUAGUAGGUGCGUUACUAUUCGAGCAGUUAUUUGGUAGCACAAUCGGAAGCACUCUCUUUCCACUCGUGAUUGGAAUUUCAGCCGCUGGAAACGUCAUGGUGGUAACAUUUGCAUUGGCGAGAAUUAAUCAAGAAAUAGCCCGACAGGGUUUCUUACCAUGGCAAAAUUUACUAUCCUCCUCUCGUCCUUUCGGUACCCCUCUAGGCGGACUUAUCGUGCACUAUGUGCCAUCCCUUCUAGUUAUCGCUCUCCCGCCACAAGAAGAUGUCUAUAACUUUAUCCUUGAUGUUGAAGGAUACCCCGGCAACAUCUUUACACUUGCUGUGACUAUUGGGCUACUGAUAUUGCGAUAUAAAGAGCCUAAUCUACCACGUCCUUUCAAGGCUUGGCUUCCUGCUGUUUGGCUUAGAGCUUUUGUUUGCGUUGUCCUGGUAAUUACGCCUUUUAUUCCGCCACAGGGUGGGCAGGGAGACGUCCACUUCUUUUAUGCCACCUACGCCAUCGUCGGAAUUUGCAUAAUUUUAUUUGCUGUUCUAUAUUGGUAUAUAUGGACAGUUUUCUUGCCUCGUCGUGGCGGCUACAAAUUAGAAGAAGUCACUGAGGCCCUGGAUGAUGGCACCCCGGUUAUUCGACUGGUUCGCUCAUACUUUUCGCGCUGA